AUGUCUUCGCUGCGCUAUCUUGAGAGACUUUCUGACGGCUUCGCUCAGGUGAUCGGCACGCUUCACUUCGCUCGAAUCGCCGCUGUGUUCCUACGAGAAGGCCGCCAGCAAGGGGACGACCGCAGCUUGACCAUCUUGAGCAGCGUCAAUGCCUUCCGGGAGAGCCCGGGGCUAUAUAUCUAUCAAACCGGUAAACACGCGGUUCAUGGCACUCUGCGAAGCUCGAGGAAGAUCCUAUGGGAGCGAGACGGCAUAAGAGUGAAUGCUGUUUGUCCCGGGGUUACCGACUCAGAAAUGACGAAGCACAUUAUAUCGGCGUUCAAGGCGGGUGGCCUAUACUGGCAGCCGCCGGAUGCGGUUGGCAAGAUCAUCCUUGGUCUUCAAGCAGAUCCAAGCAUAUAUGGCAAAGCUUACUACAUUGAAGGCGGUGGUGCGUGGGAAUUCGAAAACACGUUCCUCGAAUACCAGCCGCAGUGGUUGGGUGAAGAGGGCACAAGAAGAAUGCGGGUCAACUCUGAAGCAGUACAGAAGGGAGCCUUGACGAAAAACUAG
Saxophila tyrrhenica is the source of this 552-nucleotide messenger RNA. RefSeq lists its product as uncharacterized. The transcript is spliced from 4 exons. The coding region runs from base 1 to 552 and encodes 183 amino acids. The record is from RefSeq and is a predicted model, not a curated record. Gene Ontology annotation, cellular component: cytoplasm. NCBI's taxonomy places the organism in Eukaryota, Fungi, Ascomycota, Dothideomycetes, Mycosphaerellales, Extremaceae. Gene Ontology annotation, molecular function: oxidoreductase activity, acting on the CH-OH group of donors, NAD or NADP as acceptor.